Molecule: messenger RNA, 2730 nt
Organism: Gekko japonicus
Lineage: Eukaryota; Metazoa; Chordata; Lepidosauria; Squamata; Gekkonidae
Gene: STXBP6
Product: syntaxin binding protein 6
Exons: 6
Coding region: 272-904 (210 amino acids)
Biological process (GO): exocytosis; regulation of SNARE complex assembly; Golgi to plasma membrane transport
Cellular component (GO): exocyst; plasma membrane
Molecular function (GO): phosphatidylinositol-4,5-bisphosphate binding
Source: RefSeq, a predicted model, not a curated record
UCUGGGCUCACAGCUGGGUGGCCCGCUGCUACCGGGAGUGAGCCGAGCAAGAGCCACUUAAGCGAUUGUGUGAGAGGAGCUUGGCGGGGCAGUGGCCGGAGACUUUCUCGUUUCCUCGUGCUCUAGGGAGCCGCGCGGCGGGAGGACGCUCCGCUCUCAGUUGCCUGCAACAAGCCCGAGGCGGGAGCUCGGAGCGCUCUAGCCCAGCUACCAAGAAAGACAGCAGCAGGAAGGUAGGAACACUAGCUGUCUGCUCUGCCUCUGAUCUACAAUGAGUGCCAAAUCUGCUAUCUACAAAGAAAUUUUUGCUCCACAUGACGAACGGAUGCUUGGAGCAGUCCAAGUAAAAAGGAGAACGAAGAAAAAGAUUCCUUUUCUAGCAACUGGGGGUCAGGGUGAAUACUUAACCUACAUCUGCUUGUCAGUGACAAACAAGAAACCUGCACAGGCAUCUAUUACAAAAGUUAAGCAGUUUGAAGGUUCUACAUCGUUUGUUCGAAGGUCACAGUGGAUGCUUGAACAACUUCGCCAGGUUAAUGGUAUAGACCCUCAUCGAGAGUCCGCAGAAUUUGAUUUAUUAUUUGAAAAUUCUUUUGACCAAUGGGUAGCAAGUACAGCCUCUGAAAAAUGUACAUUCUUUCAAAUUCUCCAUCACACCUGUCAGCGGUACCUAACAGACAAAAAACCAGAAUUUAUCAAUUGCCAGUCUAAAAUUAUUGGAGGAAACAGCAUACUACAUUCAGCAGCAGACAGUGUAACCAGUGCAGUACAGAAGGCAAGUCAAGCUUUGAAUGAGCGUGGUGAAAGGUUAGGUCGAGCAGAAGAAAAAACAGAGGAUAUGAAGAACAGUGCUCAGCAGUUUGCAGAAACUGCACACAAGCUUGCUAUGAAGCACAAGUGUUGAAGAUGCCUAAUACAGAUAUCAUCCAUAGAGGAACUAAAAAGUUAGGUUCAUCACUUUUUAUUGGAGAUACAACCUCAUUUCUGCUUUUUCCUACAGCCAAUGAAGCCCAGGUAUUUCAGUUGCAGGUGGGAAAUACGUUGCAUUCCUACAUUUUCUGUUGCUGAGCAAUUCUGCAAUAUUGUCAAACUUUUUAUUUUAUUUAAAAUAAGAGUUAUUGUUAACAUAGCAAUUGGACCGACAUAGAGAACUGUGUUAAUGUGCAGCAUCCCACUGUUCUUAGUAUUAUGCAGGAAGGAAUAAAAUUAGCUACAAGAGAAAUUAACAAAUUAAAAUAAAAUCUAAGCACUUGUUACAUAAUUGUCUCGUAGCAUAAUUUUUGGAGUUAUGUGGCUCUUGCCUUCAGAUGUUGAGCAAAGCAAAAUGGGUUGCCAUUAAAGAGUCUGACUUCUUGUUUCUUCCAUUUUUAGUAAGCAUAUUUUGCAUGUGCCAUCCAAAGUACAAAUCUGAAUCUGAGAUAUCAACAGAACACUUGGGAAACUAUUUCUUUUUUGCUGUCUGGAUUUUUAUUUAUUUUUGGACAACACGGUAUCGCCAGGAAUGCUCACAAGAUGUUCAGACCUAAGACUGAUGGUUAAAUCUCUUAAAUGCCUUUAUGUUAAUCUGGAAUUUAGCAGUUGAGUGUAAAAUUAAUAAAUAAAAGUUGCUUGAUGGCUGUCAGAUAAAACAGCUAUUUUAUUUAUGAAGGGCAGUAUUUUUAAAAACCCAAACUUGUAAAUAUUCUACAGGAAUCAUCCCAUCAUUUUAAUGCAUCCACAAAGGGAACAACACUUGCUGCAGUUGCAUCUACUGUUGGGUAUGCUUUGAUCUAACUCAAAUCAGGUUGGGAGUGACAGUGAGAGAUCUGUGAAUUAAUUCCCCACUGUUUAAACUGCAAAUUCCACCCUGGUUCUGAUCAGAACCCUUUCUCCCAGCACCAUUUUCAUAAUUUCACUCUCCUUUCUCCAGGGUCUGCUGUGUAUCUGUGGGAAGGGUGCAGGAAAAGGGUUAAAGCAUUACCUCACCUCCAUGGCACUGUCUAGAAUCACAGCAGGAAGUCUGUUCACUGGAUCACCUGCUAUCACAUCUAGUUAUAACUUUCAGCAAAGCUGGUAAAUGCAGUUAUGUUUCCCCAUUACAGAAUUGGCCAUUGUUGACUGACUGGAAGACAAAGGCCUAUUUUCUCGGUAGAGGUAGUGAGAAUACAGUCAUCAAAUGUUCCAGUGAUAACAGCAUGGGAGUUGUGCAUUAUAAUGCAAUCUGCUGUAUCUGAGGACUAUGUGCCAAUGAUGCAACCAUGUGCAUGGGGCAAAUCUCAUCAAUUUUAUUCCAUUAGUUUCCCACUUAGAGAGAAUGUAGAAAAUCUCACAUGAUCUGCCCUAUACAUGUAGGCACAUCACUUAUAUACAUUCCUUAGUCAUAUAGGAUAUUACAGAAAAGUUGCUCCUAUUAAACUGCAUGUGAAAAAACAGUAGAUUAAUUUUCAACAAAUAUUAAUGACAUUAUGUAUUUACAGAAUAUACGGAAAUGGUACAUGAACUGGCUCACAGGCAGACUGCUAUAUUCCAGGUUUUCAUAUUUUUUUCCAUUGCCUGUAUUAUUGAGUAUUUUUUGACGCCAUUAUUUUUUACAGACUUUUUUAUGCUGUCUUUGCAUUUCAUUUCAGUGAUUCAUUUAGCCUGUCGAUAUGGAACUUGUUUUCAUACCAUGUUGCCAAACAACUUGAUGGGAGUUCAUCCAUUUGGUGCAGCCCUCCUGCCCACCCCCCCCAAAAAAGGAUUUUAAUUUGU